Messenger RNA from Emiliania huxleyi CCMP1516, 1005 nucleotides. RefSeq lists its product as hypothetical. The transcript is spliced from 3 exons. The annotation marks the transcript as partial. Lineage: Eukaryota; Haptophyta; Isochrysidales; Noelaerhabdaceae. The record is from RefSeq and is a predicted model, not a curated record.
CUCCAUCCGUGGCGCCAGCCACCGUGCGUUCGCCAUGAUGUGGUUAGUCGCGACGGCGGCGCAGGCCAGGCGCCGACUUCCCGAGGAAGCCCAUGGACGCACGGUCAAGUUCCCCGUCGGCACACGCGGCGAGACGCUUUACAAGCGGCCGCCGUUCGAGAGGCAUCGCAAUCUGCAGGAUGUUGCUUCUGACUACACCUUUUGCGGUCUCAACACAGAGGAUUGCUCUCGCUGGCCAUGCCGCCGUGGAGCAAGCGGUGGUGGGUCACUCACGCCGGCCUCCAUGGCGAGAGCCAUGAUGCCCGGGGCUGGCGUGGAGGGGCACGACAUCACGGCACAGCUCGACGGCAAAGGCACAGAGGCGGCCGAUGCGGAGUACAUGCGCCUGCAGGGCGGCACGCAGAGCAACAUGAUCGACGCAGCGAGCAGCUUCGCCACAGGCGACCUCAAGAGCAGGGAGGAGGUCGACGCGAUGAUGGAGGGCGAGAGCGUCGAGUAAAAGACGGGCUCCGCAAUGCACUCGAGCGGGCAAGGCCCUGGGCGCUGCCGCCUAUGCCAACGUCGACCAGGCGGGGCACGGCGUCCAGCAGGCCCUCGGCUUCGCGCCGCCGGAUGAGAAGGCAGCCGUCCGGCCGCGGCAGUGUCUCCUCGAAGGGGACCUGCCUCAGCCAGGCCAGCUGUCCCCGACGGACGGACCAUCGAAGCCGGUGGGGUGCUAUGAUGCGAACCACGUCUGGACAGAGCCGUGCCAGCGAGCUGGGCGGCCGACGCACGCUGAGCUGCUUGCGGCGCAGGGAUACGGCCGCCCCUCCACGCAGGGCCACCGCCUUGCCAUGGCAAACGGCCCCGGGAGGCUGUGAGAGCCACUGUGCAGUCGCCCUCGUGCGCUGUGUGCACGAAAUGAAAUCGCUCGCCGCGCGCGGCCGCAGCGCGCAGGCGCCAGGCGCGCAGGCCUGUCGUCUCUUAGUUUGUAGUUGUGCGCAGUGUUUUCAGAUUUGUUUUGAC